AGGGUACUGCAAUCUUUCUGUUGAUAAGUUAACGUCGCUGUUCAUUGUUGUUCUUUUACAGAAAGCUUCCUUUUUUGCUUACAUUAAAAGUACAAAAACAAAGCAGUGUUUUGCACAUAAUUGCUACUUUUGACAUGUCAUCAGAUGAAUCGAUAUCAUCGUUAUCGUCAUUAUCGUCAUCAUCGUCAUCUUCCUCAGAAGAGAAAAAAAGUCACGACUAUAGAAGAAGCGAAAAUCCAACAAUAUGUCAUCGGAGCGUAGUUCGAAAAAUGCGGAAAAGGGAGAAAAGAAAAUUGAAAGGCAACUUCGCGAAUGGGAAAUAUCAUAUGGAUCUCAAGAAGUGGCCGAUCUUAAAUUUGCUACAGCCAGAAUUUGCUUCACGGAUUGAUACCGUUAUGGUAUUUGGUUCUGGUAUGGAAUGUAACGGGGCUCUAAUCAUAACUAGAAAUAAAAUGGUAUAUGCUUUAGGCAAGAAUUCCAAAGGUCGAUUGGGAAUAGGCUUUAUAAAGUAUACUCUGCAUCCAAGAAUAGUGUCUAUUCUUUGUCGGAAAGGCAUAAAAACAUUAUUUCAUCGUAUACGUCCAGGUCCUCGCAAGUUUUCACAGGUUUUUGCUCUUACAGAAGAAGGAGAGGUAUAUUGUUGGGGUGAUAAUAAUGGAAAAAGCUUAGGAUUAGGAACUGCCAAAGAAACAGUGCGCACACCAACUCACUUGGCUUUUUUGCAACACUGUCGUAUUAUAGACAUUGCAUGUGGUGAAGACCAUUGUCUUGCUCUUACGAAUGAUGGAAAAGUUUAUACUUGGGGUUUAAACAUUUUUGAGGCAAAAAAUGGCAUAGUUAUUAUACACUAUACACCAAUUCAAAUGAAAGAUGAAUUUGAUGCAAAGAAAAUUGUAUAUAUUGCUUGUGGUCGUUGGUGUAGCGUAAUAGUCACUGAUAAUAGUGACAUUUACACUUGGGGCGAUAAUUUUGAAGUUGACUCUUAUCGUGCCAUUGAUUAUAGUGGUGAUGAUAAUUAUCCUAGUAUUGAUAACUGUAAUGAUAACAAUAUUGAUAACAAUUACAGGGAUAAUAUACGUAUAAAGCAAAUUUUUGAAAACUUUAAAAUGCCUCAUAAAAUUUUCUCACGAAAAGGCGUCAAAAUAGUUAAAGCAGUCUGUGGAAGCAGGCAUGUAAUAAUGCUCACUGAUAAAGGAGAGUUGUACGUCUGGGGCCAAAAUAAUUGUGGACAAUUAGGCACUGGCAAUAAAGAGAAAGUUCUUUCUCCAAUUAAGUUGGAACAAUCUAAAAUGGGGAAAGUGGUGGACAUAGCUGCUAUACAUUGCGCCGACACAAGUGUUGCCUUGAAUAAAGAUGGACGUAUCUAUGUAUGGGGCUCGUAUUCUGGAUUGCAUAUUGUGCUUCCCACAGUUACCUUGUUUUCGAACAUGUAUGAUGUUUUCGCUUUCAAUAACUCAAUGGGCAUUAUGUAUCGACCGUUGAUCAUGUUGGGUGAAGAGUUAAGUGUAUUAAAAUCUGUGGAAACUAUGUUCGAUGAUCCCGCAACAAGUGAUCUUACGAUAAAAGUCAAAGGAAAGCCUAUUUAUGUUCAUAAAGCUAUGUUAAGGGCUCGUUGUGAGUAUUUCAGAAAUAUGUUCCAACAUAAUUGGGCAGAAUCCAAUCAAAAUGUCAUCGAAAACGAACAAUUUUCAUACUCCAUAUACAAGGCUUUCUUAAAAUAUUUAUAUACUGGUGUAGUAGAUUUACCUCCCGAAGAUGCAUUCAAUCUCAUAACUUUAACCGAAGUCUAUUGCGAGACAAAGCUUAAGGAGGAAUGCGUUUGUAUAAUAAAGGAAAAAAUUACUGUGUCAAAUCUAGCGUUUAUUUACGACAAGGCAAAAAAAUACAAUUUAAAGGAAUUGGAAAAAUAUUGCUAUAAAUUUGCUGAAGAUCGCAAAAAAUCCGUUAUUCUAACUGAAAUUUGCUCCAAGUGGAAUGAAAAAACCAAAGAUGCUUUUAUGCCUAAUGCAGCAAAUGCUGGUUCGCCAUCCUCCUAAAGAGUACAAUGCAAUAUAUUAAAAUAAAAUAUAGAAUAUAUUUCGACAGAAAGUUAUGACAACUCUGUUCCUAAAUGUUACAUUUUUUAAAAGAGAGAGAGAAAAUAAAAGAUUGGUUUUUUAUCA
Messenger RNA from Linepithema humile (Argentine ant), 2162 nucleotides. RefSeq names its product RCC1 and BTB domain-containing protein 1-like. NCBI's taxonomy places the organism in Eukaryota, Metazoa, Arthropoda, Insecta, Hymenoptera, Formicidae. The record is from RefSeq and is a predicted model, not a curated record. Gene Ontology annotation, molecular function: protein binding.